This is a messenger RNA of Fonsecaea multimorphosa CBS 102226, 1902 nucleotides long. RefSeq lists its product as uncharacterized. The transcript has a single exon. The coding region runs from base 1 to 1902 and encodes 633 amino acids. NCBI's taxonomy places the organism in Eukaryota, Fungi, Ascomycota, Eurotiomycetes, Chaetothyriales, Herpotrichiellaceae. The record is from RefSeq and is a predicted model, not a curated record.
AUGCGCCUGAUAAAUGUCCGGACGAUGCAAUUGGAGGAAGUCCCCAACAGCACGGCUCCCCAGUAUGCUAUCCUUUCGCAUCGCUGGGAACAGGAAGAAGUCACUCUCCAGGACAUGAGUUCUCAGGAGACCUUUGGCAAGAGAGGCUUCUCCAAGAUUCAGCAGGCUUGCUGGCUUGCCCGCAACAAAGAACUUGCCUACCUUUGGGUCGACACCUGUUGCAUUGACAAGACGAGCUCGGCCGAGCUCACGGAGGCCAUCAACUCGAUGUAUCGAUGGUAUCAGGACGCCCAAAUCUGCUUUGCCUACCUCACCGAUAUUGAGAUCCACAAGCGCGACAUGAAGGACAGCGUAUGGUUCACAAGGGGCUGGACGCUCCAGGAAUUGAUUGCUCCAAAGCACGUCAGCUUCUACGACCGAAACUGGGUAUUUCUAGGCACUAAAGACAACCUUGCGGGGGAUCUCUCGAAUAUCACUGGCAUUGAUAGGGAUGUUCUCAUCGGCCAAAGAAGACACUCGAGCUGUUCGAUAGCACAGCGAAUGUCGUGGGCCUCAAAGCGGUCGACGGAACGGAUCGAGGACCGAGCAUACAGUCUUCUGGGUAUCUUCGACGUCAGCAUGCCCAUGUUGUACGGUGAAGGAGAAAAAUCAUUUACAAGGCUGCAAGAAGAGAUCAUCAAGCAUUCCGACGACCAAUCCAUAUUCGCAUGGGAUCGUGGAUUGGAUGGCAAAAAUUUCCGCGGCCACAGCGGUCUUUUAGCAUCCUCUCCCUCACACUUUGCCACUUGUCAGAACGUCGUCACCGCCUCCCAUGGUUUAACAAACACCAGGGGCUUCGCGUUGACCAAUGUUGGGUUAGAGAUUUCCUUACUGACCGUUCCGUGGGCUAUGGAGACGUACCUCUGUAUCCUAAACUGCAGCCUCAAGGACUGGCCUCAAUAUCGAGUGGGAAUAUUCCUCGAACGACUCUAUUCGUCCCAAAACGCAGAGCAAUAUGCUCGAGUGCAGAUUGACGGUGCCACAGUGCUGACCCUCCCACUUCGGACAAUUCUGUGCGAUUCUCAUUGCCGGGAGCGCACCGUCCACGUCCGGCCGAAUAUCAUCGACGCGCCGAUGCGACGCUGGCAUGGCUUCCGCCUCCAUGACUUCACUCUGCCAGGAUACACCAUGAACGAAAUCCAUAAAGCGAGGUUCCAUUUCUGCUACAGCUUACAGUCCAUGAGCCGGUACACCGCCGAGGAAAGACGGGCAGCACAGGAUGGACUUCUGAGCUUGCCUCUUCGACCCAUCUACUUCCAUAUGCCGCGUGCUAGAGGACGCCCAAUGAGUGUCAGGGGCACGGCCGCCGUCAUCUACGUCCCACCUUCGAGGAGGGACAAGAACGGCGAGCGCAUCUGCUGGAUGAAGUUCGGAUUUGACGAAGAUUUCCGUCCCGUGUGCAUCUUUGGCAGACGCAAGUCCCUGUGGGGCGGAAACGCAGCGCACCUGACUGUCGACGAGGACUCGUACUACGACGCUGAAGAAGAGCACGAAGCGCAUGCCCGCCUUUUCCUCCAUGACUGGCUCAACCCGGACUGGGUCAAUCGGAACCUGUGCACGACCGAUUCGGAAAUCGCCGCGUCCUGGCAGAGGCGGGACUUCUUCAUCCUGAAGGGCGUCAAGGAUUGGGGCCUUGACAGACAGGUCCCGUUCUUGCGGCUGCGGAUUUCGAUCCGCUUGGAGAGCCUCCCAUUCGACUUUCCGUCCGACGGACGGCCCGAGUCGCCCUUGCCGGGGAUGAACGUGUGGACCAUCAAUGUGAGUUGCUGGCGAGGCUCAGGCGACAACGGGGCAGAGAGGACGGCCGUGCGGACCGGCGAGCUCGUGCUCCGCUCUUUGGACGACGUUAUUGCCGCGUUUUAA